Asterias rubens (European starfish) is the source of this 3153-nucleotide messenger RNA. RefSeq names its product phospholipid scramblase 3-like. The coding region runs from base 693 to 1448 and encodes 251 amino acids. Gene Ontology annotation, cellular component: plasma membrane. NCBI's taxonomy places the organism in Eukaryota, Metazoa, Echinodermata, Asteroidea, Forcipulatida, Asteriidae. Gene Ontology annotation, biological process: plasma membrane phospholipid scrambling. The record is from RefSeq and is a predicted model, not a curated record. The transcript has 9 exons. Gene Ontology annotation, molecular function: phospholipid scramblase activity.
CUAGGUUAGGAAAUGUGUACUCUAUAAGGUAUACAUGAUCCAUUGGGUUACCGGGUUAGGAAAUGACCUGGUUGGAACAGUACAAACUGAACUAUAGUUUCUGGUUGUGGCUGGACAGGCAGGAUAUGACUAAAAGUGGUCGUGUGCUUGCGAACACAUCGUACAGCAGCCCCGAACCCUGUAUACAGUUAGUAGCAAGCCACAUACAUUCAUAUCACUGCAACACUGUGUGUCUGUCUGGUCCAUUGUGAUAGCUCCGUCAACAUAAAGCUAUAAGAAAAUAACAUGGCUGAUAGUAGUAAAAACACAGAGGACACAACGGGCCAACCAGGUGACCCUAGUUAUAAUUCUGACAAGCCGUUUGUACCCAAACCAGGAACGGCAACUUACACCAGAGAGCCUGCUGAGAAAAGUGACAGACUGGAAAUGGACCUAGAGCUCGUGGAAGAUGAUACAAAGGGAGUUGCCAAAAUGAGCAGUGAGAAAGGUGCCGCGAAGAAGGAUGGGAAACCUGGGAAGCAGUAAAGUUGAUAGCGGUUCCGAGUAGUCAGGGAGCAAGACCUUCUUAACAACACAUCCUGACAGGUUCACAGGCAUCGGUACCCGGACUGCAAUGUUGGAGACUGUUUUUGAGAGACAUGCAAAGAUUGUAAACGACCUAGCUGCUUUCAAAAGACUGAACAACGGAGAACAUGUUGGGCACCGUGACUGAACAGCCUCGUCCGUCACCGCCGGAUUCGACCGAAUUGCACCGGAUGGAUGCGGUGCCGGGCCGUGGAUACGAGAGUUUGGACGGCGGGCGAAACGACUCGAUUCACGCUGAUCUGGGGGUUUUGAAACACACUGAUCGAGUGACUGUACAUCAAACUGUGGAAAGCGUUGGGGCUGGCUGUGACGUCACUAAUACGUACAUCUUGACAACAGACAAGCGAGAGCAACUCUUUCUAGCAAUUGAAGAAACGUCAUGUUGUUCCCGAUUCUGGUGUGGUCCAGCCCGCGCUUUCCGUAUCUCCCUCCGGAAUCAUAAUGACGAGGACGUCAUUACGUUCGUCCGUCCAACACGGUGUGAUGCGUGCUGCUGCCCGUGUUGCAUGAUGGAACUGAUGGUACAGACUCCGAUCGGUGACGUCAUUGGUUACGUCAAACAAACUUGGAGUCUGUUUGGUGUUUUGUUGAAGAUUGAGGACUCGGAUAAGAAUCCCUUGAUGUCACUACGUACGUCUUGCUGUCCUUGCCGAUGCUUCAAAGACAUGGAAGUACAGGUAGAGUGCUUCGCCACUGAUGGAGUAGGUUUGAUUCGCAAGCAGUGGGGAUCGAGGAAACAAGAUGUGAACAUGGACCACGAAACGUUCAAUAUUGAAUUUCCUCCUGGUCUUGAUACGAAGAGUAGAGUCCUCCUGAUCGGUGCAGCCUUCCUCAUGGAUUACAUGUUCUUUGAGAUGACCUAAAAAACUGACCAAAACUCGGCAUGGAGCAAGCAAGACCGAAGGGUUGGACUUUUCUUUCAUCACCGGCGUCCAGCUUGAUGUUUCCACCUCGGCCGUUCGACAAAAUCACUUUCAUUUAGAAUUGAAUGUUAAAACUGUUGCCGUGUGACCACAAUUAUUAUUUUAACAAAGUCGAGUUUAAUUAAGUCAUUGUGUUUGUUGGUGUAACUGUUUUUAAGAGCAUAACUCAAUUCUUUCCAGUCCUUAAAAAAAGGUAGCUGUUUUAGAAAAUAAAAUCUCUGCUGUUAGAGAGAAGAAAAAAUACGGCUUAAAAAAUACAAUAACUGCUUCUGACAAAAAAAUAGCGUUGACACUAACGCGCUUUCGAACAUCCCUGGACAUCACUGCACUCUGCCCAUGAAUAGACUUGGUUCAAGUCGAUCGUGCGAGAGGUUCCCUUAUCCGCUGUCAAAAUGUAGUGGGGGAAUUGGAUCUGACGUAAGGCGAUGGGACUGAAAAAAAAAGACUCUCGCGGGAUUCGGACGUGAGUCAAGUCUACCAGUCUACCAAUGGGCAGCUUGUCGGCGUGUUGUGACCAAGCGAGUAAGUGCAUUCUGGACUCGACAAACUCUGGCGUUUCUGAUAAGCUGUGUGUUGUUUUACAUGUAGGUUUAGUCUGUACACUUACAGCUCUUCAAAUCCUCUGAGAUGUGCCAGAACCGGAGCGUGUCUAUCCAUGGAAAUUUGCGUAUGUACUUUCCCUUGUUUUUGACAAUUCACCUGUUUUGAUAUUGUGUUGUUGGUUUGCAGUAACAUGUGUACUAACUAUAUCUUCUUGCUGGGUAGAUUAUUUUCAUUUGAGAACUUGUCUUGUAUGUUAUUCUAUUGCUGCUACAUAUGAGUGACACUUUCGUGGCAAUGGCACUGCACUUAUGUGUACAUGAAGUUUUGAACAAAAUUGUGAUAUUCUCAAGAUAUUCUCUUCAUAACCUUGUGCUGGGAUGUUAGUGUUGCGACUCUGUGAUUUUUACUAUGUUAAAAGAUAGCUAUUAAUAUAUACAUGUAAUACAACAGCCCAGUACAAGGUCAGACGAAGGAAUUACAGUUUAGUGUUGAUAAUUUGACUGAUGUGUGUAUUGUUCAACUAUUAGUUGGUUGUUUAUCAUUUUUGGGCUGGAUUGAUAUGCAGGCUGGAUCCACAUGCCUAACCAUAGUUCCUAUAUUUACCCAAAUAGGCACCAGUCUUUUUGCAACAUUGAGUUAUUUGAACCCAGGACAAGGUCAGACGAAGGAAUUACAGUUUAGUGUUGAUAAUUUGACUUAUGUGUGUAUUGUUCAACUAUUAGUUGGUUGUUUAUCAUUUUUGGGCUGGAUUGAUAUGCAGGCUGGAUCCACAUGCCUAACCAUAGUUCCUAUAUUUACCCAAAUAGGCACCAGUCUUUUUGCAACAUUGAGUUAUUUGAAGUAAAAUCAAUUCUCAACAAAAUUAUAAUGAAUACGUAGUCGAUAACCAAUAGUUACUUUUUUAUAAAUAUUUUUUUUUAUAUAUAAGCAUGACAGGUUUUGUGAACAUUAUGAAUGUAAAUAUUGGUUACAUGGGAAGUUGAUUGAUGUAAAAUGACAACCUCUAUCCACCACUCUAUGGUAAUUAAAGUGGUGGUUAAAGGCAGUGGACACUAUUGGUAAUUACUCAAAAUAAUUAUUAGCAUAAAACCUUACUUGGUAA